Messenger RNA from Hirsutella rhossiliensis, 3090 nucleotides. RefSeq lists its product as uncharacterized. Bases 1 to 3090 code for a protein of 1029 amino acids. The transcript is spliced from 4 exons. The record is from RefSeq and is a predicted model, not a curated record. NCBI's taxonomy places the organism in Eukaryota, Fungi, Ascomycota, Sordariomycetes, Hypocreales, Ophiocordycipitaceae.
AUGCUCCCUUCAUCCUUUUCUCUUUCUGCCCUGCGAUCAAACUCCGACUCGGAAAAGCGCUCGCGCAAGUCGUCUAUCCGCGACCGAGGAAACCUCGAGCCCACCCGCUCGCAGCGCCAUCGCCAACACGACGAACCCGUCAUCCUCCACUCCAAGGAGGCUCUUCAAGGAGAGCCAGUGCCUCCUCCCAACCGCCUGCGCAGCAAGUCGAGGACUUGGAGCGCCCGCGUCUCCUCCUUUCUUCCUCCGCUCAUAUCCUCGACCGCAGAUUCGCCCCCUCAGCCCGUCCGCCGAAAAACCGCCGCCGAGCCCACCGAGCCCCGUCCGCCUCUCCCCCCGCCUCCGCCUCCCUAUGCCUCUCAGGACUCACCAGCCUCGCCUUCUGGCCCGCCCACCAAUGACGCCGCCAGGGCCGAGAGCCUCGAGUCGCCUUCGUCGCCCUCUUCAUACUCGCCAACUGAUCUGAGCAUUCGACAGAGCUCGGCCGCGGCCGCAUCCAUGCCGCACCUGGACACGGCCAGCAUCACUCUCGUAUCCAGCCCCGAGGCCACCCCGACUGCUCCCUCGUCCACUUCGUCGCCCGAGUCUCGGCCCGCCGCCCUAGCCCGACUGGAAUCCGCAGCCCAGACGGGGGCACGCGGAAGCCAUGUUGCCGAGGGCAGCGCGGAUUCUCAGAAGCAAUCGAAACUGCAAAAGGCGGUCCGCCAGUCCCGGCGUCGAAGCAAGUCCCUGCACCAAAUGCCUCUCAUCUCGGAACCGCGCCCCGCCCCUGGAGAUGACUCGACGUUUCCUCCGGAGCUCAGGGGCAGACGGAGCUUUUCCGCUCAAGCCCCGUCCAUCGUCGCGGGUGACACACCGGGUCUGCGGCUCACCCCGCCGCCGCCAUCUGCCAACCUUCGACCACGAUCUUCAAAGGGCAGCAGCCAGAGCCCCUCGAGGGGAAGAUUCCGCAGGAGCUGGUUCCCCGGUGGACUGAGGUCUCGCUCCAGCUCCGUGGAUCCUUCCAAGAAGAGCAAAUCGUACGCCUGGAUCAUGUCUGACGACAAAACACAAGUCGAGUACAACACAUCGUUGCUCAAGAACGGUGAAAAGGUUCCCGAACUUUGGAACGAAAGCGGCGUCGUUCAUGUCUACCUGUACCCAAGAGGAAGCGGAUGUGGACCCUCGUUCAAGGUGCCCGAGUUCACAGUGAGCUCUUCCCUCAACCUGAAUGAUGCCACCCGAAUGGCCUCGCCACCCGUCUCCCCGACGCUCCCCGAGUCCCCGGGCUGCAUGCGAUUGUACCUCCCCGCCGCGCUUCCCACGGGAAGCGGACACCUCACUGCUCCGGGCGAAGGAUCGCACGCGGAGCUAGACCGCUUAAUUGCCAUCAGGAACCUGUUCGCCUUUCUCACCGGCCAACCCCUUGUGGGCACAAAGUCCAAACCCACCACGUUUCAUGCUUUCCUCGAGAUUGCAGAGCUUUUGCAAGAAUUCGGCUUCUCGGGCGCUAGCGAGGAAACGUUUGGCGAAGCCGUCGACCUCAGCUUCGGUUUCUACUCGGAUCAACUUGGUCUCGCCGACUGUCGCCACAGCCGAGAAAAGACUUUGGAGGCUCUGGUUCUGGGCGAGCGCAUGCGCAGCCUGGACCUCUACAACGAGGCGUUUGCCCACGCUGCGGGAAAGUACUCGGCCAUCAAGGACCUGCGGCUGCCGCUGUUCGAGCAGAUCUCGCCGCACACCCGCGAGCGACUGGAGCGGGCGCAUUUCGAUCUCGUGAACCGCCAACACAACGUCAACGAGCAUCUGGAACAGUUCGAGUUCCCGUCUCUAUUUGCCGGCAUCGCCAAUUCUUCGGCGUUUCCCGAGCUGCGGCAAGUCCGGUUCAAGGUCUGGAGGAACUCGUUUCACAGAAUGCGGCAAUUCACCCUGAACUACUAUAAGCACACGUUCGGUAGCUGGCCGCCCAAGGCCAGCAGCAAGAAGAACCCAUUCGCAGAGAGCGGCCUGAACAGGCUAGUCCUCAAGGCCUUGUAUUCCGACAUGUGCGCCUUGUACGAUAUGCUCGUGGACCGGAAGAACCUGACUUCGAGAGUCAUUGACGAGGUGCCCGCCAUCUCGGACGCCGCCGACAAGAUGGCAACGUCGGCCCUGCGAAAUAUUCUGUCCGAGUUUGACCGCUCCAAGCCUCCCGUGCUGCCCCCCAUCCCAUUUGACCUCCCACAGCUGCCGUCCAUGACGGCGAUCCACGAGACCUUCAACAGCCUCUCUGCCAAGGUCCAGAACAGGUUCGAGAAGAAGAUCAAGGAGCACGAGCUGCUUCUGAUCCUCAACAAGGCCUACAACUACGAUUCCAAUAGUUCCAAGCUGCCAUUCCUCCAGCAUUUCAAGGACUUUGAGAUGCGGGAGUCCAAGGGAAAGAUGUGCCAGGACUUGGUGGAUCAACGAAUCGGCUACUGGAUCUUCCUCUCCGUGGUCUUGCAGUCGUUGCCGAUGCUGGUGGUGGACGCACCGGGGUUGCAAUACAGCGACGGGGUCGAGUACUUUCUAUGUCAGCCGCCCAUGGGCAACCCGCCGUGGGUCGAGGACAAGAAGGUGCGCAAGAUGUGGUACGAAGUCACGGGCGGUGGCGGCCGCCUCGUCGAGCUCUCCGCCGAUGCCGUCAUGUUCAGCGUCGAGGCUACCUACCAUCGAAGUCAUUGCUGGCUGGCGGCGCAAAAGUGGGAGGGCAUCGAAGACGCAGACGUGUCCGCCUCGGGCACGCCGUCACCACCGCCCGGGGCGCCUCAAGCGGCAUUGCGGCCGCGGAAUCUCUCGCCGGGCUUGAAUCGCUCCAGUCAGGCCUGGCGUUCCAGUAUUGCCAUCGGCUUGGAGCCGGUGCCCAUGGAGCCCCCCAACGUGUUUGGAAGCCACAACCGGAGCAGCUCGCUGGGCCCGCGACCUGCGAGCAGCCACAGGGGCUUCAGGAGCGCCUCUUCGGGAAACUUUGGUGGGGUUGCAGGGAGCACGACUUCUCUGGCUGAGCCAAUGAUCACGGGCGCCACGUUUGACGACAUCCUCGGCGCCACGCCGAAGAAGGCCAGCACAAAGAAGAAGUCGAGGUUUUUCUAA